Messenger RNA from Pipistrellus nathusii (Nathusius's pipistrelle), 1287 nucleotides. Lineage: Eukaryota; Metazoa; Chordata; Mammalia; Chiroptera; Vespertilionidae. The record is from the annotation of a GenBank genome assembly.
AUGGCCAAUGACAGCGGCGGGCCCGGCGGGCUGAGCCAGAGCGAGCGCGACCGGCAGUACUGCGAGCUGUGCGGGAAGAUGGAGAACCUGCUGCGCUGCAGCCGCUGCCGCAGCUCCUUCUACUGCAGCAAGGAGCACCAGCGCCAGGACUGGAAGAAGCACAAGCUGGUGUGCCAGAGCGGCGAGGCCGCCCCGGGCCCCGGCCCCGGCCCCGCGGCGGCGGCGGCGGCCCCGGCCCCGGCCCCGCUCCCGCCGCCCGGCCCCGCGCCGGCCCCCGCCGCGCCGCCGCCGAAGGCCGCUGGGGCCCGGCGGGCCAGGAAGGCGGCGCCGCGCAGGAACAGCGCCGCCGGGGACGCGGCCAAGGCGAAGGCCCAGCCCGCGGCGGCGGCGCCCGGCGGCCAGGGCCAGGGCCAGGGCCAGGCGGCGGCCGAGGCCGAGGCCGCGGAGUCCGCCGCGGAGGAGCCGCUGGUCCGCGCCAAGUCGCUGCUGCGGGAGAAGGCGAACCUGUACCCGCCGGGCAGCGCGCCGGGCGGCCUGCGGCCCAACGGGCAGACCAAGCCGCUGCCCGCGCUCAAGCUGGCGCUGGCGCUCGAGUACAUCGUGCCCUGCAUGAACAAGCACGGCAUCUGCGUGGUGGACGACUUCCUGGGCCAGGAGACGGGCCUGCAGAUCGGCGAGGAGGUGCGCGCCCUGCACGACACGGGCCGGUUCACGGACGGCCAGCUGGUGAGCCAGAAGAGCGACUCGUCCAAGGACAUCCGGGGCGACCAGAUCACCUGGAUCGAGGGCAAGGAGCCCGGCUGCGAGACCAUCGGGCUGCUCAUGAGCCGCAUGGACGACCUGAUCCGCCACUGUAACGGCAAGCUGGGCAACUACAAGAUCAAUGGGCGGACGAAAGCCAUGGUUGCUUGUUACCCAGGCAAUGGAACAGGAUAUGUACGUCACGUUGAUAAUCCAAAUGGAGACGGAAGAUGUGUGACAUGUAUAUAUUAUCUUAAUAAAGACUGGGAUGCCAAGGUAAGUGGAGGUAUACUGCGAAUUUUCCCAGAAGGCAAAGCCCAGUUUGCUGACAUUGAACCCAAAUUUGAUAGACUGCUGUUUUUCUGGUCUGACCGCCGAAACCCUCAUGAAGUACAGCCAGCAUAUGCUACCAGGUACGCAAUAACUGUUUGGUAUUUUGAUGCAGAUGAGAGAGCCCGAGCUAAAGUAAAAUAUCAAACAGGUGAAAAAGGUGUGAGGGUGGAACUAAAUAAACCUUCUGAUUCCAUCAGUAAAGACGUCUUAUAG